Molecule: messenger RNA, 1670 nt
Organism: Arabidopsis thaliana (thale cress)
Lineage: Eukaryota; Viridiplantae; Streptophyta; Magnoliopsida; Brassicales; Brassicaceae
Product: actin cross-linking protein (DUF569)
Exons: 3
Coding region: 257-1159 (300 amino acids)
Source: RefSeq, marked reviewed
GUAGCACGAAUAUAUUUAUUAACAAAAAAGCUAACAAUUAUUAGAGAAAAUUAAGUAACUACCAAAAAGAGUAACAUUGACAAAUACUUUCACAAACUCAAAAAAAGAAAGAUAUGAAAAAUGAGUAAUAAUAAUUUUAAAAUAAUAAAAUACCUUUUCUGUAAAAUAGACAAGGUCCCAAAGACCCAGCUCAAGUCCAGCUCUCUGUAUUCAUUAAGUUACCUUCUAAACAUUCACACCAUCUCUUUCUCUAACAAUGGAGAUUUUUCAAAAGGCCAAAGCCGUUCGUCUACGGAGCCAUCACGACAAGUACCUAGUCGCCGAUGAAGACGAAGAAUCUGUAACUCAAGAACGUAACGGCUCAGCAGGUGCAGCCAAAUGGACCGUUGAGAUAAUCCCAGGCUCAACAAAUCUCAUCCGUCUCAAAAGCGCUUAUGGCAAAUACUUAACAGCGUCUAACAAACCGUUUCUUCUUGGAGCCACCGGAAAAAAAGUUCUACAGACUAAACCUAGUCGUCUUGACUCGUCUUUAGCUUGGGAACCGAUUAGAGAUUCUGCUUUGGUUAAGCUCAAGACUCGUUAUGGUAACUUCCUUCGUGGUAACGGUGGUUUACCUCCCUGGAGAAACUCUGUUACUCAUGAUAUUCCUCAUAGAUCGGCCACUCAAGAAUGGGUACUUUGGCAUAUAGAUGUCGUUGAGAUCCUCCCUGCAAACGCAAACUCCGAUCACCACCACCAGCACCUGCAGCUGCAGCAACCUCCGUCGCCGCUUCAUCAUUCUGAUUCUCUUGAUUUCACACCUGGAUCUCCUUCCAGAUCUGACCGUUUCUUUAGACAAGAGUCAACGGAUUCACUGGCGGUUGGAUCGCCGCCGAAAUCGGAAGGGAGAGUGAUAUACUACCAUGUGGCGGAUGAUGAUGAUGAUGUUGAAGAUGACUCUGUUGAGGUAAGUUCGUUUACUUUCAAAGGAAAUGGUGUUGAAGAGCUGACUAUGAGAUUGAAAGAAGAGAGCAAUGUCGAAGACGUUAUCGUUUGUACUCGUAGUCCGUUGAACGGGAAGCUUUUCCCAUUGCGUCUUCAACUUCCACCUAACAAUGCUGACAUGACUGUUGUCUUAGUGCCAAAAUCAUCAAAAAUAGCAGAAAAGUUCAUCAAGUGAGAUCUUUCUUUUGAAGCUGAGCUGUGAAGUGAAGGCUUUGGCUGCAAUUGGUUUGUUGCUACUAAGAAAGGAUUUGGAUUGACUUAGAGAUACUGCUUGAUUACCAAACUUAUGAUUUAGAGAUACCAUUCUUUCCCUUUUGUCCAACUCUAAUGCUCAAUCUCUUUCAAUUACUGCGACUAGUUUUUUUUUUGCUACCAGUAGUCUAAACAAGAGCAGGAUCCAUCUUUGAAGUGAUGGAAACGAACACGAUCUCUCACGAUGAUCUCAGUGUUGAAGACUUUUGAGAUCAGUUUAGUAACCUCGUGGCAAUCGUUGCAGACACGUAGAUUCUUGAAUAUACGGAUUGGAGUCUGAGGUGGUAAGUUUAUCAGACCAAAAGCAAUGGCAAGUCUUUCACUGUGCAGCCUAAGGGAAUACUCUUUGCUACCAUCAUUGGUGGCAUCCACUAAAGGUGCUUGAGAGCGAUCCGGUAAAUAACCAAUUGAUCUUAGCCUGUCGUCGAUCACCU